CCAUGUUAUUUCCAUUGGUAGAAUCCUGUCUUCCUGAGGAGCUCUUGCGGAUAUGGCAGCGUUCGUAUUCGGCAGAUACAGCGGCAGCGAAAUCUCAAGACAAAGUGAAGAAGAUUAUGGAUUUUAUAAGGAAUGAAGUUGAGAAUGAAGAGAAAGUUUCAAUGGCGAAGUCAGGAGUAAGAUCUGCCAGGGCGAAGGAACAGAAGAAGAUGAUGACGACGGAAAUCAACAAAGCAACUCCAUAUACAGCUUCUGAACUCGUGACCACAAAUAACGAAGUUGUUUCUUGUAUUUUUUGCGGACGUUCAGAGCAUAAGAGUUUUGAAUGUUCGAAUUCACAAGGUAUUAGGGAUCCAGUUGAAUCAAAAUCUAGAGAAGAGAUGGAGCAAGCAGCAUUGAGGCAUUUUAAAGAAACUGUAGCAGUUGAAUCUGAUGGUAGAUAUGUUGUUCAUCUUCCAUGGAUCGAUGGACAUCCACCGCUUCCAUCAAAUUACAAAUUGGCUGUUCGUAGACUCAAUUUUACAAUUACUCACAUGGAAAGAGAAAAUUGGUUGGGAUGAUGAGUUGGAUGGAUCAAUCAAGAGUGAAUUUCUGAAGUGGUUCGAAGGAAUAUCAUAUUUGUCUUCAAUAAGAAUCCCUCGAU
Messenger RNA from Coccinella septempunctata (seven-spotted ladybird), 643 nucleotides. RefSeq lists its product as uncharacterized. The transcript is spliced from 3 exons. Bases 3 to 560 code for a protein of 185 amino acids. Lineage: Eukaryota; Metazoa; Arthropoda; Insecta; Coleoptera; Coccinellidae. The record is from RefSeq and is a predicted model, not a curated record.